This is a messenger RNA of Toxotes jaculatrix (banded archerfish), 1602 nucleotides long. RefSeq names its product Enah/Vasp-like b (gene evlb). Gene Ontology annotation, cellular component: cytoskeleton. Gene Ontology annotation, molecular function: profilin binding; actin binding; SH3 domain binding. Bases 140 to 1240 code for a protein of 366 amino acids. The record is from RefSeq and is a predicted model, not a curated record. The transcript has 13 exons. Lineage: Eukaryota; Metazoa; Chordata; Actinopteri; Toxotidae. Gene Ontology annotation, biological process: actin polymerization or depolymerization; protein homotetramerization; positive regulation of actin filament polymerization.
GGAACCCUGUGCUCUCUCUAAUUGCUGUUGGCACUGAGAUUUGUCUGUGAGAGUGUGUGUGCGCUCUAAGGUCAGAGUGGGAUUUUGCCAACGGAGUGCCUAUAGUGAGCAGAGUAUCUGCCAGGCGCGGGCCUCGGUCAUGGUCUACGAUGACACCAGUAAGAAGUGGGUCCCCAUCAAGCCUGGACAGCAGGGAUUCAGCCGCAUCAACAUCUACCACAACACUGCCAACAACACGUUCAGAGUGGUGGGCGUCAAACUGCAGGACCAGCAGGUGGUAAUCAACUACUCCAUAGUGAAGGGCCUCAAGUACAACCAGGCCACCCCGACCUUCCACCAGUGGCGGGAUGCCAGGCAGGUCUAUGGCCUCAAUUUUGCCAGCAAGGAGGAGGCCACCACCUUCUCCAACGCCAUGCUCUUCGCCCUCAACGUCCUCAGCGCUCAGGAUGGAGGUCCAGCUGUCCAGCGGCAAGUCCAGAAUGGACCGACCUCAGAUGAGAUAGAAGCUCAGAGAGCAAGGCAGAUGAUGGAGCAGCAGCAGCAGAUGCAGGCACACAUGGAGCGGGAGCGACGGUCCUCCAACUCAGGUUCUCCUUUCCAAGGCCACCCUGCUGUGCUCUCUGUGGCCCCACCAGUAGUACCUCCCCCAAUGAACAUGGGUGGCCCUCCUCCGCCUCCACCACCGCCGGGACCUCCACCACCUUCAGCAGUGGCACCUCAACCUCCCCUCCCACCUCCACUACCCAUGGGUGGAGGGAGUCACGGGGAUGAGCCCCCCGCACCGACAGGACUCGCCGCUAUGAUCGCUGGAGCCAAACUGCGCCGCGUUCAAAGACCUGAGGACAGCUCAUCAGGGGCCAAAAACGAUGCCAACCGAACAAGUGGGGGGAGCGGAGGACUGAUGGAGGAGAUGAACGCUCUGUUGGCGCGAAGAAGGAAAGCAGCUUCAGAGAAGCCUGAGGACAGCCAAAAUGACGACCCAAAUUCUCCGUCACCCAGCACCCGGGGUGGACAGAAUGCAACAGAUGGUGCAAAGAAGCCGUGGGACCGAGCUAACUCUGCAGACAGGUCAAUGGUUUCAAGGGUACGACCCGUGGGGAGUGGCGGUGACACAGACUCGUUAGACCUCGAUAGAAUGAAACAGGAAAUCUUGGAAGAGGUGUUCCGUGAAUUGCACAAAGUGAAGGAUGAAAUCAUUGAUGCCAUUAGACAUGAACUCAGUCGAAUUAGCACGACAUAAUCUUUCAGAGCCACUCCCCGACAUGAACCACCUUUUCAAACCAUUGCCCCUGCAGCAGCUGCUGUGGCCCUGAGGAAGAGGAGGAGGAGGAGGAGGAGAGGUCAGCAACGGAGGCCCAAACUGUGAUAUCUACUCAUCCUGUUCAGCUGUGGUGUUGAAGCAAUGCAGCAACGUUGAUCUGACACCUCAGACAUGUCUGUUGUUAACAUUUGGUUUGUUUGUUUGGAGAGAAAGGUGUGAAUGGGACACAGUGUCGCACUGAUUACUCUGAUUUCUUAACAUUUUCUGUCUGCUUGUUAGCCCAGUUCGCCCCUCUGUCCUCGGCCUAAAGGAAAAUGGAUAAAAUUCAUAUGAUUUUAUUU